AUGGACAGACACCGCCGCCGUGAUGAGUCUCCCUCCGGUCUAUCAGAUAUUGUCGAGCCGGACGGGCUCUUAGGGACCGGCAUCACGUCUCGUCAUCUUGAGGCCUUCGGGCGGAAAGUCACAUCGACUGCUGGCCAUUUGAUGGGACCGGCCCCCGAUUCCUCCAGCGGCGGCCACUAUCACAGUGCCAUGGUCGACAUCCAGCGCGAACUACGCCAUCCUACCACCCAGCGCAAAGUCUUCUCCCUCACCCAGACCACCCCGACCGAUCUGGUCCGCUCCAAGCUCUCCACCACCGAAAUCCAGUCCCGGGCCAUCUCCUCCCUUCCCGACGACCUUCUCGCCAACAUCCCCGACGAUUCCAGUUCAUAUUCACUCUUCCAGGGGUUCCAGGCCUCCCAAGAUGACAUCGAGUAUCGACGCGCCCACCGCCGGCGCUCCUCCAAGAGCAAAAAGCUAUUGAAGGAUGGGGAGACAGGCGGCGCCCUACCUUCCGCCCCGUCGGACCUGAAGAAGGAACGUGAUCUGUUGAGCCGUCGCAUGGAACUGAUGGGCGUUCGCAAGAAUAUGUGUAGUUCGGAAAUACACGACAUAGACAACAAGAUUGCCAAUCUUCACAAUAUGCGCAAGAUUGUGCUAGACCGGCUGGCGGGCCUUGAGAUGGAGGAGGCGGAGCUGGAACAUGAACUGACCCAGGUAGAGAACAAGUUGGAGGAUCUACAAGAAGAAGAGCCUGAGGUGGCGCCUCCGGCCACUCCAAAGUCAUCGGAGGCAAACGACGAUUCCGUUGCCUCAGAAGAUCCAGCUAUGGGUACAUCGUUCAUGUCCGAAUCCAUUUACCAAAAGAUUCCCUCGCCGAAGAGCGUGAAGCAGCGAUCUAUAAGGAAACGAUCUAUGCCGGUUCUGCACGAGCACUUCGCCCCUGGUUCUGAGAUCAAGGAGAUGCACGCGCAUUCCGACAUCGUCACUGCCAUUGACUUCGACUAUCCAUUUGGCACCAUGAUUAGUGCCGCCCUGGACGAUACGGUGCGGGUGUGGGAUCUCAACGUCGGCCGCUGUAUGGGCUUUUUGGAGGGACACAAUGCAUCUGUCCGCUGUUUGCAAAUUGAGGACAACAUUGUCGCCACAGGAUCUAUGGACGCCUCCGUCAAGCUUUGGGAUCUGAGCCGUGCCCGGACCACGGCUCGUGACAACCGUAUCACCCGGCGCGAUGACGACGAUGAUUCCGCGCACGCCGAUGACGCCUCGAUGGCGUCUCAUUCUACUACUCUGGAGGACUGCUUCACAUACUCACUGGAUGCGCAUGUCGACGAAGUCACCGCGCUCCACUUCAAAGGGGACACCCUAAUCUCUGGAUCUGCCGACAAGACGUUGCGACAGUGGGAUCUGGUCAAAGGACGCUGCGUGCAGACGCUGGAUGUCCUGUGGGCAGCAGCGCAGGCGUCGACGCUGGGAGGAGACACAGCAUGGCGCCCAUCCGGACGCCUGCCGGACGCUUCGGCAGACUUUGUCGGGGCGAUUCAGUGCUUCGAUGCAGCUCUGGCAUGUGGUACGGCGGAUGGUAUGGUGCGCCUGUGGGAUCUCCGCAGCGGCCAAGUCCACCGCAGCCUAGUCGGACAUACCGGGCCCAUUACGUGCCUACAGUUUGACGAUGUACACUUGGUGACGGGAAGUCAGGACCGUAGUAUCAGAAUAUGGGAUCUCCGAACCGGAUCUAUCUUCGAUGCAUACGCUUACGACAAACCCAUCACCAGCAUGAUGUUUGACACCAAGCGCAUUGUCGCGGCAGCCGGCGAGAGCGUUGUCAAGGUAUACGACAAGGCGGACGGCAACCACUGGGACUGUGGUGCCGGAGUUGGCGUCGACGAAACCGGGCCGAUGCCGGCCACUGUCGAGCGUGUCCGCCUCAAGGACGGCUUCCUCGUCGAGGGCCGCAAGGACGGUAUCGUUGCGGCAUGGACUUGUUGA
Molecule: messenger RNA, 1968 nt
Organism: Aspergillus sclerotioniger CBS 115572
Lineage: Eukaryota; Fungi; Ascomycota; Eurotiomycetes; Eurotiales; Aspergillaceae
Gene: mdv1
Product: WD repeat-containing protein
Exons: 5
Coding region: 1-1968 (655 amino acids)
Biological process (GO): negative regulation of transcription by RNA polymerase II
Cellular component (GO): transcription repressor complex; nucleus
Molecular function (GO): protein binding
Source: RefSeq, a predicted model, not a curated record